This is a messenger RNA of Capronia epimyces CBS 606.96, 1533 nucleotides long. RefSeq names its product eukaryotic translation initiation factor 2 subunit gamma. Bases 1 to 1533 code for a protein of 510 amino acids. Gene Ontology annotation, biological process: formation of translation preinitiation complex; positive regulation of translational fidelity. NCBI's taxonomy places the organism in Eukaryota, Fungi, Ascomycota, Eurotiomycetes, Chaetothyriales, Herpotrichiellaceae. The transcript has a single exon. The record is from RefSeq and is a predicted model, not a curated record. Gene Ontology annotation, cellular component: cytosol; eukaryotic translation initiation factor 2 complex. Gene Ontology annotation, molecular function: GTPase activity; tRNA binding; GTP binding.
AUGGCGACCAACGGCGACUUUCCGUCGGACGACGAAUUCUCUCAGCCCGGAACCCCGCCUGGGGAAGAGAACGAGGUGGACGAGGUGGAAGAGACCAACCAAAUUCCGAAAUCUGCGUUGAAAAAGAGCACCGCCCCCGCCAUCCCCGAAGCUCGACCCGUCCUCCCUGAACAGCCAGAACCUCGAGACCUAAACCUCGCCACCCUCACUCCUCUAACGCCCGAGAUCAUCGCCAGACAAGCCACGAUCAAUAUUGGAACAAUAGGCCAUGUCGCCCACGGCAAGUCGACGGUGGUCAAGGCCAUUUCCGGCGUACAGACGGUCAGAUUCAAGAACGAGCUGGAGCGAAACAUCACCAUCAAGCUGGGUUACGCCAAUGCCAAAAUCUACAAGUGCGACAACGAGGAAUGCCCGCGGCCGACCUGCUACAAGAGCUACAAGAGUGAAAAGGAGGUAGAUCCUCCUUGCGAGAGGCCAGGAUGUGGUGGAACGUACCGUCUGCUUCGACACGUGUCGUUCGUGGACUGCCCCGGUCACGACAUUCUGAUGAGUACCAUGUUGUCAGGAGCCGCGGUCAUGGACGCGGCUUUGCUGCUGAUCGCUGGUAACGAAACCUGCCCACAGCCGCAAACGUCGGAACAUUUGGCAGCCAUCGAAAUCAUGAAACUCAACCAUAUCAUCAUCCUCCAAAACAAAGUCGACCUGAUGCGGGAAGAAGGUGCCCUAUCACACUACCAGUCCAUCCUCAAAUUCAUCAAGGGCACAGUGGCCGACGGGUCUCCGAUCAUCCCGAUUUCCGCACAACUGAAAUACAACAUUGACGCCAUCAACGAGUACCUGGUUACCAAGAUCCCCGUCCCCGUGCGCAACUUCACCGCGCCGCCUCACAUGAUCGUGAUCCGAUCGUUCGACGUCAACAAGCCAGGUGCCGAGAUCGAGGACCUGAAGGGUGGUGUCGCAGGCGGUUCGAUAUUGACGGGUGUGCUGAAACUCGGCGACGAGGUCGAAAUCCGACCCGGGAUCAUCACCAAGGACGAAAAGGGUCAGACCAUCUGCCGACCCAUCCUGUCUCGAGUGGUCAGUUUGUUCGCCGAACACAACGACCUCAAGUUCGCCGUGCCAGGUGGUCUCAUUGGUGUGGGCACGCGUGUCGAUCCUACGCUGUGCAGAGCCGACCGUCUCGUGGGCCACGUGCUGGGUCUCAAGGGCCAGCUACCCGAGAUCUACAUUGAGCUGGAAGUUAACUACUUCCUCCUGCGACGACUGCUUGGGGUCAAGACGGCCGACGGCAAACAGGCCAAAGUGGCCAAGCUGGCCAAGAACGAGGUUCUCAUGGUCAACAUCGGCAGUACCGCCACCGGGGCCAAAGUCAUGGGCGUCAAGGCCGACGCGGCCAAACUCACUCUGACCACACCUGCAUGCACGGCUAUUGGGGAGAAGAUUGCCCUGAGCCGGAGAAUCGAAAAGCAUUGGCGUCUGAUCGGGUGGGCCAACAUUGUCGCUGGAAACACCAUCGAGCCGGAGGUUUCUUAG